AGGUUCCAGAUCAUUCAAAAUUCGAUAUGUCGUCUAGCUACACACGCCUGUUCCGCGUUUUAUUCGUGAUUAUUUUCAUCAAGUUGCUCUUCCUUCUGGCACUUUAUUUGCACAGCUAUGAUGGUGUUGCCCGCUUUCAGAGGAGUUCGCAAGUGGAUGUAUUCGAUGAGCUGCUCGUAGAUCGCAGAGGAAUGCCUUCUUUGGAGCAGCGAUUGCAAUGGAUCCGCGAGGAAAUGCCGUCCUUUCCGCUGGAAGAGCUCCUGGCCAGAGAAAACAGGAAAUUGCCCGCGGCGAAGUGUGGACCCGCGCCCGAUCUGAUGAACAUAGACUUUCACAACACCUAUUGGCAGAGGGCCAUUAAUGGCAACCUGACGUACUACCUCUUUGCAGCCUACUACGACGACAGAGAGGCGGUGCCAGAGGCGCCGCUCGUGCGUCUGCUGGCCAUGGUUAACCAGCACCAGAACAACUCCUUCGAGUACCCCGAAAUCUUCUGCCAGUUUUGGUUCGAGGGCAGGGCCAAGCCCGUGAUUGUGCCCGUUUCGGAGCACAAGGUGAUGUGGCCCUUUUAUCAUGCGCCGCGGCGGUAUUACCCCACAUUCUUGAGCUGUCCUUUGCCAGAGGGUAAGCACCAAUGGCUGGUGCCCCAAAUGGUUUCCUUGGUGGCUAGGAAAUGCGAUAUGGCCAGAAAUCUCUUGCGCGUGGUCUACGAAGUUGAUGAGCCUGCAGUGGCGGAAGAGUCCGUGGUGAAUGCCUCAUCCUCGUCGUCGGCAACAUCGUCCACGGAUCCCAAAUUCGUGGUAUGCGUGAAGGCCAUGGACUUUCCGUAUGAAGAUAAGUCUUGGCGAUUGAUCGAGUGGCUGGAGCUGAUGCGUUUGCUGGGCGCCCAGAAGGUGGUGCUCUACGACGCCCAAAUGCAUCCGAACAUGACCAGGGUGGUCAAGGACUAUCUGGUCACAAGUCCCGGCUUUGUGGAGCUGCGUCCCAUGUCCUUGGGCAGAGGUGAACCGCACGUAGGACGGCACUUCCAUCACUAUGCCAUGAAGGCCGACGGCUUCAAUCGGAUUUUGAACGAGAUGAUACCGUACAACGAUUGCUUCUACCGCAACAUGUACAAGUUCGACUACGUGGGUGUGUUCGACAUCGACGAGGUAAUAAUGCCCCUCGGAAACGUAACCACCUGGCCGGAGUUGGUCAAACUUGCCCGCACUGUGCCGGACUACGAGAGUCGCACUGCGGCGGACUGCACUGAGUGGGUGAGCUUCUGCUUCCGCAACGUGUACUACCCCAGGUAUCCGGAGCGUCCGAAGGUCUACCGAAAUCUAUCGAGCUCCUUCUACAUGCUGCAGCACGUGGAGCGAGUGCGUCAGCACUGCGAUCGCGGGGCAGCAGCCAAGUGUCUGCAUGACACCCGAUUUGCCGUGGGACUGCACAACCACUUCACCUUCUUCCACACCGAGGAAUCCGCUUGCGCGGCCAAAUCGGUGCCCAUUGAGUUUGCCCAAAUGCAGCACUAUCGCGAACCGGACACCAAGGCCCUGCUGAUCGACCCCAUUGUGGAUGCCAGUAUCUGGAGAUUCCAGCCGCAGUUGCAGGCCAGAGUAGAGGAUCGAUACCGGAGACUGGGCUUCCUGCCCACCGAGGAGGAGUUGGCCAAGACCCUGGAGAAGCGCCGACUUCGGGAUGAACUGGUCCUGAAGGCGGCAGUGGGUGGAGUCUAGUCUUUGUUAGUGCAUAUCGAAAAGAUUGAAGAGAAAGUCUUGCUCUUGUGCAAAUGUGAUAAGUACUCAUAGCUGCAUGGAGUUUUUUUUGUAGCCUAUAAGUGAAUAAUGAAUAUAGUGUAAAUAUUUCUCAGGGA
Drosophila yakuba is the source of this 1858-nucleotide messenger RNA. RefSeq lists its product as uncharacterized. The coding region runs from base 27 to 1721 and encodes 564 amino acids. Lineage: Eukaryota; Metazoa; Arthropoda; Insecta; Diptera; Drosophilidae. The record is from RefSeq and is a predicted model, not a curated record. The transcript has 2 exons.